This is a messenger RNA of Manis javanica (Malayan pangolin), 4833 nucleotides long. RefSeq names its product transmembrane protein 120B (gene TMEM120B). NCBI's taxonomy places the organism in Eukaryota, Metazoa, Chordata, Mammalia, Pholidota, Manidae. Gene Ontology annotation, biological process: fat cell differentiation. Gene Ontology annotation, cellular component: nuclear inner membrane. The record is from RefSeq and is a predicted model, not a curated record.
AGGCGCAAAAGCACUCUCACGAGGGCAGCGACAGACUGCCGAAACCUGCAAAACUCCGGCAGACUUCUCCCUCCCCCACGGCCCCGGCCAGCGCAGCGGGAGCGGAGCCGGGGAGGCGCGUGCGCAAGAGCGAGACCCACCCCCUGGCGAUGGGCGGGGCUGUGACGUCAGGUGCGCGCGUGGCUCCGGCUGCGCAGGAACAGCUGGUGGCUCGGAAGGCGGCCGGCAAGCGAACGCGCUUGGACUGUAGGCGACCGCCGCGCGGGGCUGCGGGAGCCGCCGCCCCCUCGCGCCGCCGCACCAUGUCCGGCCAGCUGGAGCGUUGCGAGCGCGAGUGGCACGAGCUGGAAGGAGAAUUUCAGGAACUGCAGGAAACUCACAGGGUCUACAGGCAGAAGCUGGAGGAGCUGACUGCACUCCAGACUCUGUGUAGCAGCUGCAUCAACAAGCAGAAGACACGACUAAAAGACUUGAAGCACACACUCCAGAGGUACAAGCGCCAUGCCAGCCGGGAGGAAGCAGAGCUUGUUCAGCAGAUGGGUGCCAACAUCAAGGAGAGGCAGAACAUCUUCUUUGACAUGGAGGCCUACCUGCCCAAGAAGAACGGGCUCUACUUAAAUCUGGUCCUCGGCAACGUGAAUGUGACCCUUCUCAGCAACCAGGCCAAAUUUGCCUACAAGGAUGAGUAUGAGAAGUUUAAACUCUACCUGACCAUCAUCCUGCUCCUGGGUGCUGUGGCGUGUCGAUUUGUCCUUCAUUACAGGGUGACAGAUGAAGUCUUCAACUUCCUGCUGGUAUGGUAUUACUGCACCCUGACAAUUCGGGAGAGCAUUCUCAUCAGCAAUGGCUCAAGAAUUAAAGGCUGGUGGGUUUCUCACCACUACGUGUCCACGUUCCUUUCUGGAGUGAUGCUGACCUGGCCCAAUGGACUAAUUUACCAGAAGUUUCGUGAUCAGUUUUUAGCAUUUUCCAUAUUUCAGAGCUGUGUCCAGUUCCUGCAGUAUUAUUACCAGAGGGGCUGCCUUUACCGGCUGCGGGCCCUGGGGGAGAGGAAUCAUCUGGACCUCACGGUGGAAGGAUUCCAGUCCUGGAUGUGGCGGGGCCUCACCUUCCUCCUGCCUUUCCUGUUCUGUGGCCACUUCUGGCAGCUCUACAAUGCUCUCACGUUGUUUGAGCUUUCCAGCCAUGAGGAAUGCAGAGAAUGGCAGGUGUUCGUGCUGGCGCUCACAUUCCUCGUCCUCUUCCUCGGCAAUUUCCUGACCACACUCAAAGUCGUGCACACCAAACUCCAGAAGAACAGAAACAAGGCGAAGAAGCCGUGAGCCCUGGGACUCGUGCACCCCUCGAGCCCUUGAGACUGCAGGGGAAUUCCAGCCAGCACCUUUGCUGCCUGUUUCCUCCCAACACCUCGGGUCAGAGGCCAGUGAGAGCAGCCACCUCAGGGCCCAGGGGCAUCGCUGGGACCUGUUGGACAAAAGGAAUGUGACCCCAGACUGUCCUUGCAGUGUUAGCUUGCCCCAGCCUCCCUAUUUAUGACAAUAUUUAAUAUGGGGUCCUCUGGACUUCCCUAGCACCCUGCCUUCCCCCUGUGCCCUCUCGGCCAAGACUGGGUUAGUCUUCCUGGUGGGUGGGCCUAAAGCCUCAGGGAGCCCCUCUCUGCCUGCUUCUGUCAUUUGAGCCCCUCUGGUUGGGGCUUGGAUGUGCUUCACUGGGAUUGGAGUUAUGCUGACCUGCUACUUACUGAGACCUAGGUGGGGGUGGAAGGAAAUCCCUCAGCAUCCUGUGGAGCCUCUUUCCCCAGCCCACCUUCUGCUGUAAGCCUCACCGUCUCCCGUCUCCGAGCUUCUGCCCUGGGGAUAUUUAAGUUCUCAGAGAACUAUUGUCUGUCUGUGCCUCUGCUCUUUGUGGUUCUGUAGUCUCCCGCCUGCUGGCCACCUUAGCAAGGUGGCUCUACCUCCCUGAGGCCGGAGUGGUUUCUGACUGGUGGUCACCACCAGAGGGCACCCCAGCCUCUGCUGCAUUUGGGUUGUCUGAAGGCGUUUUUGACACCUGAAAGUUUGCUUCCUGACCUCCACCCCUUCCCGAAUUCUUGCAGAGAAUACUCAGGGAGUGGGACCAAGAUCUUCAGCACUGGCUGGGACUUAAGCCAUCAUGGAGGUCACCCCCUCCUGGCCAGAGGUGCUGGAAUGUGGGGGGAAGAGUAUGAGCAGGCUCAGGCAGGUGUGCUGGUCACUUGGUGUAGAUUGUGUCAUUGUGGGGAGGGUUACACGCCAACAGGUUUGGUGGAAUGUUCUGCCCCUUCUCCCACACAUGGGCCUCAGGUGCCCUUAACUACUUGCCUACAGAUCCCUUUUCACCAGAGCUCACAGCUGGUGUCCAGUCAUGCUUUGGUGCUCAAAGGGGAUCACAUUUUUAUAAUGAGUUACAUUUUUUAAAUAUCAACUCCUACCCCAGUAUAAUGCCACAUAAAAAUCCAGAUUUCUACUUUCUCUAGAAAGAUCUGUUGACAUUCCCACUGGGCAGCCUCAGCUGGGCUGAGCUGCCUGCCUGCCUGGAGUCGGGUGCGUGUUUUGCUACAGGCACCACCACCCCCUUUUAUACCUUCCCAGCUUCACUCCUUUGGGUCUUCUACAUGGCUCUUUAGGCAUUUGGGUUUGCCCUAGACCAGGAGUCAACAAACUUACUCUGUAAAGGGCCAGGUGGUAAAUAUUUUAGGUUUUGAGGGUCAGAUGGGUUCUGUCACAACUAUUCCAGUCUGCAGUUGUAGGGCAAAAGCAAAUGCAUGAAUGAAUGGGCAUGGCUGUGUCCCAGUAAAACUUCAUUUACAAAAACAGGCAGUGGCCAGAUUUGGCCCACAAACUGUAGUUUGCUGACCUCUGCAUCCUAGAUCAUCAUUUGUCCAUGAGGCCUUGGACCAAAUGCUCUGUUGACUCCCCAGGACAUGGCAGGGUCUUAGGGAGCCCUGAUGCAGUGGUGUGGAUUUCAGAAGCCUUGUUCCCUAGCAGUGGACUUCACAGAGGCUCAGGCUUAGUGUGGCCGCAGCACUGGGUAAGGGGGCUGAGGCAGGAGAUACCGGGCAGGACAGGAGCCACUUGAAGCCAUUAUCCCAUUUUUAGGUAAAGCUGACUCCUAGGCUUACUUAGGAACCAAGCAGCUCCCAAUCUCUUGGGUAUUCGAGUCAUCUGGGGCACUUGUUUAAAAACUUGUGGACCCCCAACUCUAGGCAUUUCAGAAAGAGGUUCAUAAAUCUGCAACUGGGGAUUGAUCGGGUUUGUUCUAGCAGGAGGCCAGGGUGGUCUCAGCUCCAGAAUUCCUCAUCUUGGUGAAGUGGAGGCUGAACUGGGCAGAUGGAGGCUGAUGGCUAUUUAGAUGAGCCAAUGAUGUCCUUUUGCAGAUAGGGAAACAGUGUAAAGAUAGAGCUGGUUUGCCCAUGAUCACUCAGAGCUGAUACCCCUUUUCACCUUGAGUUCCUGGCAGUAGGGCCUUGCAGGUGAGGAGACCCCCAAGCAGGGGUUGGGAUGGGUGGUCCUGGGUAUACUUUUCACAUUUUGAGAGUUUCUUCUCCCCUUUGGUCACAUGCAUCCAGCUCUGGAAAGAUGGCAACCAAGCUCAAGGUUGACCCUGAAGUCUUCUGUGUGUGGCAGAGUCAGGGUGGUGGGGGCUGGCCCUGGCCCUCAUGUCCGGGGCUGUUGCCUGUGUUCUUCUGAUAGGCCUGGGUCCCGUUGUGACUGACCCCAGAGUUCCUGGGGUAAGGAAGAAGCUGGAGGAUGCAGCCUCGCCUAUCUUGGGAGCCCAGGGAGGGUGAUGUGGGAGCAGCAGGCUUGGGGGGCCAAAUCUACAUUGACCCACGUACCAGAUGGAGUUCUUCAUUUCAAGUGUAGGCUUUGAGGAGCCACAGGAUGUGCAAAGAAGGUCGUACAUGUCUGGUGGAGAUUGUGGAGAGGGCAUGCCUGAGUCCUGGGACCAGUGCUGGUUUCAGGUUACAGAGGGACUGAGUCCAGACCCCCUCACCCCCCACCACACAAGCCACAACUCCAGUGAUAUAUCAGAGGCAAGUUCAUGGUUGGAGCCCCAGCCGGGAAAGGAGAGAGUUCCAGAAUGUUCUUAAGAGUCUAGCCAUAGGCUCCAGCCACCAGGCACUGGAGAGACCAACUCCAAGUGCCCUGGGGAGCAGUCUGGGCCUGGGGACCUGGGCCCUGUCAGUCUUGCUGGGAGGGUUGUGUGCCCUGCCCAAAGGGUCAGAGCAGCAGGCACAGCCGGUGGUGUUUCUGCCGCUGCGUUUUCUUCAGAGCGCUGAGGGCAACCUUGGCAGCCUCUCGGAAGAUGUCCUCUACAUUCUCCCGAAACUUGGCAGAACAUUCCAGGUAGAGGGCAGCUCGGAUCUGUUCGCAGGCACUCUGACCCUGGGUGGGGGGAGGGGCUGGCAUUAGAUGAGGGGCCUGGAGUUUGGGGCGCUUCCUGACGCCCCCUGGCGGAUUUAGGGGCUCAGGCUGAGCUGUGAGGCCUCUCUCCAUAUCCCAGGCCAGCCCCCACCUGUGUGGCCUGAGGCAGGAGGGCCUGUCUGCUGGGGCCCAUGGGCUGCAGCUCCUGUGGGAAGCUCCCGCCCCAGCCUCCCCGCUAACCCCCAGCCUCAGCAGGGAGGCUGAAUCCGGAUAUCUGGGCUGAUUUGUUGUGGAUGCCAGGGCCUCAAGGCAAAAGGGCUUCCUACAGGCCUCUCCCGUAUCGUCUCAAAAGCACAAUUUAAGCAACUGAGUUUGCUGUUAGAGUAAAAUAUACCUUUAUUUCUAAAACUUACUAAUGCUUAUUCCUUUUGAUUAAACUUUAUUAGUUUUC